Messenger RNA from Pieris napi, 580 nucleotides. Its product is annotated as small integral membrane protein 8. The record is from RefSeq and is a predicted model, not a curated record. The transcript is spliced from 2 exons. NCBI's taxonomy places the organism in Eukaryota, Metazoa, Arthropoda, Insecta, Lepidoptera, Pieridae. Bases 170 to 451 code for a protein of 93 amino acids.
AGUAAUUAAUAACCAAAUUUAUUAUGAUAAAAUCAACAUAAAUUUUUAUUUCUUGAAAAUAUUGUAACUAAUAUAUUAAUUAUUAAACAUUAACGAUUUUCUAAGCAUGUGUGUUUCAAUGCAAUUCAGUGUUUAAAAAUAAGAAGAAAUAUUUCAUGGCUUCUUUCAGAUGAAUACAAUUUUUAUAAUGAGUGAUAAUACAAAAAACAGUCAUGAGAAACCUGGAGAUGGUAUUAGAUCUAUGAAAUCAACAACAGCAUUUCGUGUUGUAAAUUUUGAACUCUAUGCUAAGCCGAACAUUGUGGUAAUGAGUAUAGGCGCAGCAUGUUUUGGUCUUGCCUUAGGUUACAUAGCAUAUAUGAGGCAGAAAUAUGAAUCAAUGGGUUACUAUUCAGCUAUAGAUGCCGAUGGUAAAGAGAUAUUUGAAAAAAAGAAGUCUAAGUGGGAUUGACAAAUUGUUACUACUUGUUUUAAGGAAUAAAUUAUAGUUUUAGAUUGUAUAACUCUGUUUGUUAUGUUAUAGAUAAUACCAAAUAGGUAACAGGUCUUUACAAUCCGAUUAAAUAACAUUUGAACACAA